Rhodotorula toruloides NP11 is the source of this 1605-nucleotide messenger RNA. RefSeq lists its product as uncharacterized. Bases 1 to 1605 code for a protein of 534 amino acids. The record is from RefSeq and is a predicted model, not a curated record. The transcript is spliced from 4 exons. Lineage: Eukaryota; Fungi; Basidiomycota; Microbotryomycetes; Sporidiobolales; Sporidiobolaceae.
AUGAGCUCGCAGUGCGGCGCCUGCCUGCGCGUGGAGCCUGGCAGGGCCUUGUUCUGCCACGACUGCAUCUCGCAGAGACUAGCAGAGCAUUACGCCCGGAGCCAGCAACUGCGGAACGCUCUCACCCUCGUCACGAGCAAGGCCGCUGCUCUCCUCGCGGGUACCGAACGACCCGCCACAACUCCCGGCGGAGGCAGAAGCGCGGCUCUAGGGGUCGAGGACGAACGAUUAAUGAAGGCAGAGAAGUGGACGCUGGCGAGUCGGGCGUAUGCGGCGCGGGAGGCGGUCGCAAAGGGCAAGACGGCGAAUGAGUCGGAGCAAGAGAGAGUCAUCGCUCGGAGAGCGGCCAUCGCCUCUCGGCGCGCCAACUUGUCGACCGCAAGAUCGCUUCUCUCGUCUCUCGCCUUGCAAGGCCCUACAACUUCGUCACUCUCCCUACCUCACUCUCUACCAGCUCUCGAGGGCCAGCUCGAAUCUCUCGUCUCUCGCAACAACGAACUCGUCCUCGAAGCAGCUCGCGUUCGACGCAUCCUAUCCGUCGAGCUGCUCGCCGUCUUUGCCCUGCAGCGGACAGAGCAGCCCCUCCCCGACCCUUUCCUCCCGACGCCGCUCAACCAGUCGAUGUAUCCUCCGACCGCAACACUCACCGCCAGCCAGUCUCCCUCCAGCCUUCCUCCAGCCUACACCCUCGCCUCCCUCCCCCUUCCUCCACUCUCAGCCCUCCUCACCCUCCCAACGCGCGAGCUCGAAGCCCUCCUCUCGCACAUCCUACACAUCACGCGCCUCCUCGCACUCUACGAAGGCGUCCUCCUGCCUUUCACGCCGUUGCCCAGCUGUUUCGGGCCGGGCAAGGCCGGAGUGAAGGCGACGCCUGGUUGGGGCUUGCGGGACGCGCGAGACGAGAGCGAGGAGCGCGAAAAGGACGCUUCGGCUCGCUCGAGCAAGGAGGGACGCAAGCGCGUCGCAGGUGCCGGUCCAGGCGGACACUGCUGGCCGCUGUGCUUCGCAGUACGCAAAUCCGGCUCUUCCGCUCGCAACAGCAAGUCACAGCAGGAGGCGGCGCUGGACGAAGUCGAUUCGGACGACAACUCGUCGCGCAAGUCGGCGAGGUCUUCGAAAUCGGAUUUGCGGUCGUCUGCGUCGGGAGGGACAAAGCGCUCGACCAAGAGGGCCAAGGCGGUGCUUGUUGGUGCGGUUGCGCUGGCGUUUGAUUUGGCGUACAUUGCUUGGUCGCGCGAGGUGCGGAGCGGAAGAGGCGCGGACCUGCUGCGGUUGGAGGACUUGGAGGACCUUGGCGCGCUUAUCACGAAGGCCGCGGGCGUCGACGCAGCAGAUGCGCCCCCUCUCCCGCCCGACCCAUCUCCACCUCACACCACGCUCUCCCCCUCCUCAUUCCCCAUUUCCUUCCCUCACGCCGUCACCCACUACACCGCCCUCGCCUUUGCACCUCCCUCCUCCCUCGGCUCAACCUCGACGAUCAAGCCUGGAAGGACGAGGACGAGGACGACGAGCGACUCGAUGGGCGAUAGUGGAGUUGUUGUGCUCGGAGAAGGAGGAGAGGAGGAUGAGGAGGACGACGAGGAGUGGGAUUUGGUGGAUGUGUGA